GUUGACCCGCAAUUUAAGAGAAGAAAAAUCGAGAAAUGACGAUCAUACGCCACCUCCCAUUACUCCUCCUGCUAGGCCUAUUUUUCUCUGCUACAGCUUGUGGAGAGUCCUCCAUAGAAAUUGAUGGAGGGCCACCAAACAGAAGACUUUGUGUAUACACUCUGUAUAUAAAAACAGGCGGGCAAUGUGUAGCUCCGACAACCUCUACUAUCUCCGUGACUUUGGAGAAUGCACGCGGUGCUUCCGUGCAUGUCGCAGACAUCAAAUCAUGGGGCUUGAUGGGUCCCAAGCACACAUACUUCCGACGCAAUAGUGUAGAUAUCUUCGUUGGUGUACACCCCUGCAUAGCGCCGCCCAUCUGCCGAAUCAAGGUGACAUCUACUGGUUCAGGGUGUUCCCCUGACUGGUACCUCAGCUACGUGGACGUCACUUCCACCGGACUCAAUGAGAAAUGUUACAAAACUCACUUUCGCGUGAAUCAGUGGCUUUCCAGAAUCUUUCCGCCCUGCAAGCUCUCCGCCGUCGUUGAUAGGUGCCCGUGUUUAGACGGCACAGCAAGAAGCGACGGGACUUUUGAGGUUGAAAAUUCUGAGCAAUUGGUUGCUUGA
Carica papaya (papaya) is the source of this 608-nucleotide messenger RNA. RefSeq names its product PLAT domain-containing protein 3-like. Gene Ontology annotation, molecular function: protein binding. The record is from RefSeq and is a predicted model, not a curated record. Lineage: Eukaryota; Viridiplantae; Streptophyta; Magnoliopsida; Brassicales; Caricaceae.